Elephantulus edwardii (Cape elephant shrew) is the source of this 816-nucleotide messenger RNA. RefSeq names its product ELOVL fatty acid elongase 3 (gene ELOVL3). The transcript is spliced from 4 exons. Gene Ontology annotation, biological process: fatty acid elongation, monounsaturated fatty acid; sphingolipid biosynthetic process; very long-chain fatty acid biosynthetic process. Bases 1 to 816 code for a protein of 271 amino acids. The record is from RefSeq and is a predicted model, not a curated record. Gene Ontology annotation, molecular function: fatty acid elongase activity. Gene Ontology annotation, cellular component: endoplasmic reticulum membrane. Lineage: Eukaryota; Metazoa; Chordata; Mammalia; Macroscelidea; Macroscelididae.
AUGGCCACAGCCACGAAUAACUCUGACACUGGGAAAGAGCUGUUCCAGUCCUACAAAUUCGAGGAGGACAUUGACUUAAAGUUUCUAGUGGACGACUACUGGACAAGCUCAUUCACCAUAGCUUUUGUCUACUUGCUGCUCAUCUUUGUGGGGCAAAACUAUAUGAAGUCAAAGAAGGGAUUCAAGCUGCAGAAGCCUCUUUUUCUCUGGUCUCUUAGCCUUGCCAUCUUCAGUAUCGUGGGGACAGUGAGGACAUGGAGCUUUAUGGGGACUGUGAUAUUAAGGCAGGGCCUAAAGCAGACUGUGUGCUAUGCCCCCUUCAUCAACCAUCCCACUAUCAGAUUCUGGAGCAUAAUUUUUUCUCUCAGCAAGAUCAUUGAACUCGGAGACACAGCCUUCAUCAUCCUGCGUAAGCGACCGCUCAUCUUUGUGCACUGGUACCACCAUAGCACAGUGCUAGUGUUCACAUGCUUUGGAUUCAAGAACAAGAUGGUUGCUGGUGGAUGGUUCAUGACCAUGAAUUUUGGCGUACAUUCCAUCAUGUACUCCUAUUACACUCUGAAGGCAGCCAAAGUGAAUCCCCCAAAGAUGCUUCCCAUGAUUAUCACCAGCCUACAAAUCCUGCAGAUGAUUGUAGGAUCUGUCAUCAGCAUCCUGAGUUACAUCUGGAGGCAUGAACAAGGGUGCAAUGCCACCACAAUGGAACAUUUCUUCUGGUCCAUCUCCUUGUAUGCGUCCUACUUCAUCCUCUUUGCCCACUUCUUUUGCCAAGCCUACCUGGUACCCAAGGUCAAAAACAAGACUAAGAGCCAGUGA